Molecule: messenger RNA, 2703 nt
Organism: Phalaenopsis equestris
Lineage: Eukaryota; Viridiplantae; Streptophyta; Magnoliopsida; Asparagales; Orchidaceae
Product: elongation factor G-2, chloroplastic
Exons: 4
Coding region: 99-2432 (777 amino acids)
Biological process (GO): ribosome disassembly; translational elongation; mitochondrial translation
Cellular component (GO): mitochondrion; chloroplast
Molecular function (GO): GTP binding; translation elongation factor activity; GTPase activity
Source: RefSeq, a predicted model, not a curated record
GACCGAUAACUCGGGGUUUCCAUUCGUUAUCUGCAGUGAGUCGAGCGUGGAAGCGUAGUGUAGCAGAAAGCUCCGAGUAAGAGCAGGAGAGGAGCAAAAUGGCUUGCGAAACCAUAAAGGUAACAGCUUCACCCUCCUCCUGCAGCUUACAUGGCUCGCUUAGACGCCUAUCUCUCGCUUCUCGCCGCUCCCUUGCGCACAGCUCCUUCCUUGCCCCCGGUCUCCGUCGAGCUGCCGUCUCCGAUUUAUUCGGCGGCCUUCGCCUGAGGUCUGGAACUACUGUUCAUCUGUCUCAGGGUAGAAAGGAAAAGUUCCUAGUCAUGGCAGCUGCUGAAGAUGAUUCAAAGCGAAAAGUGCCUCUUAAGGACUACAGAAAUAUUGGCAUUAUGGCUCACAUAGAUGCAGGCAAAACUACUACCACAGAACGCAUUCUAUAUUAUACUGGAAGAAAUUAUAAGAUCGGGGAGGUUCAUGAGGGAACAGCCACAAUGGACUGGAUGGAACAGGAACAAGAGAGAGGUAUCACUAUAACUUCUGCAGCGACAACUACCUUUUGGAACAAUCACAGAAUUAAUAUUAUUGAUACACCUGGUCAUGUUGAUUUCACACUGGAAGUAGAGCGUGCUCUCAGGGUUUUAGAUGGAGCAAUAUGCUUAUUUGAUAGUGUUGCAGGCGUCGAACCACAAUCUGAAACUGUAUGGCGACAAGCCGAUAAAUAUGGAGUCCCCAGAAUAUGUUUUGUUAAUAAGAUGGAUCGCCUUGGGGCAAAUUUUUUCAGAACAUGUGAAAUGAUAGUCACAAAUUUGGGUGCUAAACCACUUGUCCUGCAAUUACCGAUUGGUGCAGAAGAUAGCUUUAGUGGAGUUGUUGAUGUUGUAAAAAUGAAAUCUAUUAUUUGGACCGGAGAAGAAUUAGGUGCUAAAUUUUCUUAUGAAUGCAUACCGGAAGAUCUCCAAGAAUUGGCUGAGAACUACAGGACUCAACUGAUGGAAACUAUAGUCGAGUUAGAUGAUAAGGCCAUGGAAAACUAUCUGGAAGGAAUUGAACCCAAUGAGCAAACCAUGAAAUCCUUAAUUAGGAAAGGAACCAUUUCAGGUGCUUUUGUUCCUGUUUUAUGUGGUUCAGCAUUCAAAAACAAGGGAGUUCAACCUUUGCUUGAUGCUGUAGUAGAUUACUUGCCUUCACCAAUAGACUUGCCUCCAUUGAAGGGCUCUGAUCCAGAAGAUCCAGAGAGGGUCCUUGAAAGAUUUCCCAGCGAUGAUGAGCCUUUUGCUGGAUUGGCCUUUAAGAUCAUGAACGACCCUUUUGUUGGAUCUCUCACAUUUGUUAGGGUAUACUCUGGGAAAUUGUCUGCUGGAUCAUAUGCUCUUAAUUCAAACAAAGGAAAGAAGGAGAGAAUAGGAAGGCUCUUAGAGAUGCAUGCCAAUAGUAGAGAGGACGUCAAAUCAGCAUUGACGGGUGAUAUUGUUGCACUUGCUGGCCUAAAAGAGACAGUAACAGGUGAAACACUCUGUAUCCCUGACAAACCUAUUGUGCUUGAACGGAUGGAUUUCCCAGACCCUGUCAUUAAGGUUGCUAUAGAGCCCAAGACAAAGGCUGAUCUUGAUAAGAUGGCUGUUGGGCUUAUUAAGCUAGCUCAAGAAGAUCCAUCUUUUCAUUUCUCAAGAGAUGAGGAGACUAACCAAACUGUUAUUGAAGGAAUGGGAGAGCUUCAUCUUGAGAUCAUUGUUGAUCGGCUUAAGAGGGAAUUCAAGGUUGAGGCAAACGUAGGUGCACCCCAGGUAAAUUAUCGUGAAAGCAUCUCAAGAGUUUCAGAAGUGCAAUACAUACACAAGAAACAGUCUGGAGGCCAGGGUCAGUUUGCUGAUAUCACGGUGAGGUUUGAGCCUUUGGAACCUGGGAGUGGUUAUGAAUUUAAGAGUGAGAUAAAGGGUGGAGCAGUUCCAAAGGAAUACAUUCCUGGAGUGAUGAAAGGCUUGGAAGAGUGUAUGAGCAAUGGUGUGCUUGCAGGCUACCCUGUUGUCGAUGUUCGGGCUGUUUUAGUUGAUGGGACUUAUCAUGAUGUUGAUUCAAGUGUAUUGGCAUUUCAAUUGGCUGCUAGAGGUGCUUUCCGAGAAGGAAUGAGAAAAUCUGCUCCGAGAAUGCUUGAACCUAUAAUGAAAGUUGAAGUUGUCACACCCGAAGAGCAUUUAGGUGAUGUCAUUGGUGAUUUGAACUCUAGAAGAGGCCAAAUUAAUAACUUUGGGGAUAAACCUGGUGGUCUGAAGGUUGUUGAUGCUUUGGUUCCAUUGGCUGAAAUGUUCCAAUACGUGAGCACGCUUCGUGGGAUGACAAAAGGGCGCGCUUCCUACACGAUGCAGCUAGCCAAUUUCGAUGUUGUUCCCCAACAUAUACAGAAUCAGCUCUCCUCUAAAGAACAAGUUGCCGUUUGAUUUUGUUCGGUUUGAAGUGGAGACAUGGCUUUGCACCGAUUUUUCGAGCAAUUUGAUCGUCAUUCGUGGGAGAAUAACCUUGUUUUCAUAUUAGAAAAAAAAAAUGUAAAAAUUAAAUCAUUUGUGAGAAUGCAAUAUGUAGUUUGCUAUUUACUCAUUUAGUUACCAUAUAUUUCCCAAAAGUUGGCUUUGGGCUUGAAUUUGAGGAUUAACGAACGUAAAUAUAUUUGUAUAUGUUCUGUACUGAAUUUAAAAAAAAAGGUUAUAUUUU